Molecule: messenger RNA, 2913 nt
Organism: Pelodiscus sinensis (Chinese soft-shelled turtle)
Lineage: Eukaryota; Metazoa; Chordata; Testudines; Trionychidae
Source: RefSeq, a predicted model, not a curated record
CGUGUCAUCACAAUAAUGUCUGAAUUGUAUUUGCAUGUCCAUAUUUAUCAUGUUGCCCAAUUACGUUUGAUAUAUAAAUGGUUCAACUACUUACAUUUUAUUUUUCAGACAAAUUUCAACUUGCUCCUCUGGGUUGUAUUACUAUGUUGCUCGAUAUGGCAUGGAUUGGCCCAAACAGGUGGAAGUGAUUGUAUAAAGGCUAAUGCAAAAUCAUGUGGGGAAUGUAUACAGGCAGGACCAAACUGUGGCUGGUGCAAAGAGCCAAACUUUUUACAAGAAGGAGAGCCAACUUCAGCCCGAUGUGAUGAGUUAGAAGCACUAAUGAAAAAGGGAUGCUCUGUGAGUGAAAUAGAAAAUCCUAGAGGUACCAAAGAAGUCCACAAAAAUAAAGAGGUAACAAAUCGUAGCAAAGGUACUGCAGAAAAGCUGAAACCAGAGGACAUUACCCAGAUCCAGCCCCAGCAAUUAGUACUGAAGUUGCGGACAGGGGAACCACAGAUGUUUUCAUUAAAAUUUAAGAGAGCUGAAGAUUACCCUAUUGAUCUUUAUUACCUUAUGGAUCUCUCUUACUCCAUGAAGGAUGAUUUAGAGAAUGUGAAGAGUCUUGGAACUGCUCUAAUGACCGAAAUGGAGAAAAUAACUUCAGAUUUUCGAAUUGGAUUUGGCUCCUUUGUGGAAAAAACUGUGAUGCCGUAUAUAAGUACCACACCAGCCAAACUUAGGAACCCUUGUACAGGUGACCAGAACUGUACAAGUCCAUUUAGUUACAAAAAUGUGCUCAACCUUACCAGUGAAGGAAAACUAUUCAAUGAACUUGUAGGUAAACAACACAUUUCUGGCAAUUUGGAUUCUCCUGAAGGUGGAUUUGAUGCAAUAAUGCAAGUUGCAGUUUGUGGGACACAAAUUGGAUGGAGAAAUGUGACACGAUUGUUGGUGUUUUCUACGGAUGCUGGAUUCCACUUUGCUGGAGAUGGUAAACUUGGUGGAAUUGUUUUACCGAAUGAUGGAAAGUGUCAUCUGGAAAAUAACGUGUACACAAUGAGUCAUUACUAUGAUUAUCCCUCUAUUGCUCAUCUGGUACAGAAGCUUAGUGAGAACAACAUUCAGACAAUUUUUGCUGUAACUGAGGAGUUUCAGGCAGUUUACAAGGAACUGAAAAAUCUCAUCCCAAAGUCAGCAGUUGGAACUCUAUCUGCAAAUUCCAGCAAUGUGAUUCAGCUGAUUAUUGAUGCCUACAACUCCUUGUCUUCAGAGGUUAUCUUGGAAAACAGCAAGCUACCAAAAGGAGUGACAAUCAAUUAUAAAUCUUACUGCAAGAAUGGAGUGAAUGGCACAGGAGAAAAUGGCAGAAAGUGUUCCAACAUUUCAAUUGGGGAUGAGGUUAAAUUUGAGAUUAGUGUAACUGCUAAUGAAUGUCCAAAGAAAGGACAAAAUGAAACCAUUAAAAUAAAACCACUGGGUUUCACUGAAGAAGUGGAAAUUAAUCUUCAGUUCAUCUGUGAAUGUCAGUGUCAAAAUAAGGGAAUUCCUAAUAGUCCACUGUGCCAUGAGGGAAAUGGAACAUUUGAGUGUGGUGCUUGCAGAUGUAAUGAAGGACGUAUUGGAAAAGAGUGUGAAUGUAGCACAGAUGAAGUAAAUAGUGAAGAUAUGGAUGCUUACUGUAGAAGAGAGAACAGUACAGAAAUAUGCAGUAACAACGGGGAGUGUAUUUGUGGACAAUGUGUGUGCAAGAAAAGGGAAAACACCAAUGAAGUCUAUUCUGGCAAACACUGUGAAUGUGAUAACUUCAAUUGUGAUCGAUCUAAUGGCCAAAUUUGUGGAGGAAAUGGUAUCUGCAAAUGUAGAGUAUGUGAGUGUUUCCCCAAUUUCACUGGCAGUGCUUGUGACUGCUCUUUGGAUACAUCUUCAUGUAUGGCUUCCAAUGGGCAAAUCUGCAAUGGAAGAGGAACCUGUGAGUGUGGAACCUGUAACUGCACAGAUGCCAAAUUCCAAGGCCCCACAUGUGAGAUGUGUCAGACCUGCCUUGGUGUGUGUGCAGAGCACAAGGAUUGUGUUCAAUGCAGAGCUUUCAAAAAGGGAGACAAGAAAGACUCAUGUUCUCAGGAGUGUAUGCAUUUCAACAUGACACUAGUGGAAAGUCGGGACAAGUUACCACAGCCUGGCCAGCCUGAUCCACUGUCUCACUGUAAAGAGAAGGAUGUUGAUGACUGCUGGUUCUAUUUCACAUACUCUGUCAAUGCAAACAAUGAAGCAAUUGUUCACGUGGUACAAAUGCCAGAAUGCCCCAGUGGCCCUGACAUCAUUCCCAUAGUAGCUGGUGUGGUUGCUGGAAUUGUUCUGAUUGGUCUUGCUUUAUUACUGAUUUGGAAACUACUUAUGAUCAUUCAUGACAGAAGAGAAUUUGCUAAAUUUGAAAAGGAGAAGAUGAAUGCGAAGUGGGACACGCAAGAAAAUCCAAUAUACAAGAGUCCUAUUAAUAAUUUCAAGAAUCCAAACUAUGGACGUAAAGCUGGUCUCUAAGUCUCAGGUGAAAAUCCUAUUUACAAGAGUGCAGUGACAACUGUGGUCAAUCCUAAAUAUGAAGGAAAAUGAACACUAUUUGUAUUACUUCUCAACACUGUAUGCAAUGUAGCAAUUUUUGUAGUCACAGUAAGAUAGAAUUAGGGCAGUUCUGCAGUGAUUUUACUAACUCAUUACAUGUAGUUUUGUUUCCUAUGCAGGUUUUGAAAAUGUACAAUAUGUAAUUUUUUUUUUUAAAUAAAAUAAUCAGUGCCAGGGGACUGACAGAAAACUUGAGACUGCAUAGCCUAGUCAGCUAAGGUCACAUGGUGCCUUUUUGAAUUUUUCCCUACUGUGCUGUUCAAAUGUAGGUCUUCUGUGGGAAGCGUAAGAUAUUGCUGUGAUGUGACUGGG